UACAGCGGUUGAUUCUCAUCAACUUCAUCUGAAAACCAAGACAAUAGGUACCUUUGCUCUGUUUUAUCCAAGAAAUGUGUCGAAAAAAUACGGUCGCUUAUUUAUAAAUAAGGAACAAGUUUUCGGGUGAUUGGACAUUUAUUCUUCUUAUCCAAGGAUUUUGGAUCUGAAGAUGUAACUGGAGAUUUCACGUGUCAUCGAUGACUAGAUGAAUUGGAAGGGCUCGCUAGCUGUUAAAUGAGGAGUCACUACAAAAUGUAGUACGUUCUAACCGAUGUCCUGGUUAGUAAAACAUCUCCUCCAUGACGCAAUGGAUGUUCUAAGCUGACGAAAGUAAAAACAUGGCGUUCAAUUUGUGGCGCCCUUUGAGGCGUUUUUUCUGUACACCGUGUGGGAUGUUGAACUUUGUUUACGUUCUUGCCACGUCCUCAGUUCUUCUUUUAAUGCACCUGAUGUACAUCAACAGCAACCUGAAAAGUUUCGCCCCCAUCGUCAAGACCGUCAACACGGAUGUAAAACGUGUGCUUUAUUUCCAGACUUCCAAUCUUGCCACUAAAGCGCCAACCCAUUCGAUUAACGUCGUCAAAACCGAUUGGAUUUCCGCACAAAACCGGACAAUUGUGUCUAAACGCCCGGAUGUGUGCGAUUCGUGCUUUCCGCAUCAUUACACUUAUAUUUUGGAUAGCGAGGAAAUAUGCAGUGUCGGGGCCGAUAAAAAAGAUGUCAAGGUCAUCGUGCUCAUUUCUACAACUCAUGUAAACACAGCCAGGAGGAAGGCGCUCCGAGAAACAUGGCUGACGCAUACGAGAUCGAAUACAGGUGACGUCAGGUACGCCUUCCUGCUCGGGGCGACGUCAAACACCGCGGAUCAGGUUGCCUUGGAAACGGAGAGCGCCACCUAUCGUGACAUCAUUCAAGAAGACUUCGAAGAUAGUUAUAAUAAUUUGACCUUAAAAACGAUAAUGGCCUUCAAGUGGGCGAGUCUCAAGUGCAAGGUCGCCAAAUUCUUCAUGAAAACAGAUGACGACAUGUUUGUGAAUUUGAAUUCCUUGAAGGAUGCAGUGACGAAAUAUAGUUCUGUGCUAGAGAAAGGUAUCGGGGGAUACUGUAACCUCAGCCGCGAGCCAAUCAGGUCUAAAACCGAAAAGUGGUCAGUGACCUACGAAAUGUACCCCAAUAAGUUGUAUCCGCCAUAUUGUUCCGGUACGGGUUACGUGACUAGUAUGAACGUCGUGGAGAAGGUGUAUAAGGUCUCCAAGGACGUCCCGUUCAUUUAUCUAGAGGACGUGUAUGUGUCUCUGUGUUUGAAUAGACUCGGGUUAAACGCCACGCACCUGCCGGGAUUUCACGCCGCCCUCCAGAAAAUCGGAUGUGAGUACCAAUCGAAAAAGUUAGUGACGUCACACCGACUGACCCCUAAAAUGUUGCAUGAAGCGUGGAAUUUGAAAAAUUGUAGCACGAAAGCGUGAGCAUAUCGGUGCGUGUGAUUUUUAAUCCAUUUCAACGAAAAAAUUUGACAUUUACUCAGGGAUAUUUGUAUAUAUGAUGAUCAUGAACAAAGAAGUUUGAAGUUCUU
This is a messenger RNA of Magallana angulata, 1576 nucleotides long. Its product is annotated as beta-1,3-galactosyltransferase 5-like. The record is from RefSeq and is a predicted model, not a curated record. The transcript has 3 exons. Gene Ontology annotation, cellular component: membrane. Lineage: Eukaryota; Metazoa; Mollusca; Bivalvia; Ostreida; Ostreidae. Gene Ontology annotation, molecular function: hexosyltransferase activity. Bases 342 to 1469 code for a protein of 375 amino acids.